AUGAGUGUUAUAAAAAUGAGUUCCUGGAUUGUUUUGUUCGUGAUUUUGUUUAUAGUCGGGUCGGAGUGCAAAAAGAAGAAGGUUUCUUCAGGUCACAAGCCAAAACUGAAUAUCUGUACCUUAGAAAUUGAUGAAGGUGACUGCGGAGGAGACAGUAUGAGUGAAGAACCAGAAAAUUCAACUAUUUACUACGGAUUCAACAACGAAACGAUGAAAUGUGAAGAAUUCGUCUAUGAAGGCUGCGGAGGGAAUGACAACAGGUUCGAUUCCAUAAACGAAUGCUGGCGUAUGUGUUAUACUCCGCUGAAAUACUUCUUGGCAAGAGUCACUGAUUACCUGAUGCACCAGUAUAAUACGCAUCCACCUGAAACGAGUACAUCUUCAUCUAAUUCUGAACAAAAAGACUGAUUCUUAGUUCGUAUCCGUAAAUCAUCACCAUCAUUUAUUUUGGGA
Molecule: messenger RNA, 453 nt
Organism: Spodoptera litura
Lineage: Eukaryota; Metazoa; Arthropoda; Insecta; Lepidoptera; Noctuidae
Source: RefSeq, a predicted model, not a curated record